GUCAGUUGAGCUCAGCUGAAGGCAAAGGAACAAAGAAAGAUCAAGACUCGGUAGCUGCUUUAGACAAAAGGAAAGUGAGAAGAGUCAAAGUCCCUUGUGAUGGAGAAAUUUAAGGCUGCUGUCUUGCUGGCAGGGGUAGGGGAUGCUCUUGGUUAUCGAAAUUUCACCCGAGAAAACAGUGCUUUAGGUGCAAAGAUCCAAGAGGAACUAAAGGAAAUUGGAGGACUUGAGAACCUGGUGCUGUCUGGAGACAAAUGGCCAGUGAGUGACAAUACCCUCAUGCACAUGGCUACAGCAGAGGCUGUCAUCACAGAUUACUGGUGUUUAGAAGACCUGUAUCGUGACUUGGUAAAACGCUAUGUUGAGAUCAUUGACAAACUUCCAGGGAAAUGGUCAGACCCCGCUACCAUUGAAGGUUGUUCACAGUUAAAACCAGAUAACUAUCUCCUAGCUUGGCACACACCAUUUAAUGAAAAGGGUUCUGGAUUUGGAGCCGCUACAAAAGCCAUGUGUUUAGGGAUGAAAUACUGGAAGCCUGAGAGGCUAGAAACUCUUAUUGAAGUGAGCAUCGAAUGUGGACGAAUGACUCAUAAUCACCCUACAGGCUUUUUAGGGUCCUUUUGUACAGCUCUGUUUGUAUCAUAUGCAAUACAAGGAAAACCACUUGUGCAGUGGGGAAGGGAAAUGAUGAAGGUGGUCCCAAUGGCUGAAGAAUAUUGCAAAAAGACCAUUCGACACAUGGCAGAAUAUCAGGAGCACUGGUUUUACUUUGAAGCCAAAUGGCAGUUUUAUUUGGAGGAGAGAGAAAUCACUGACGAUAAUCAGAAUAAACCCAUCUUUCCUGAUAAUUAUGAUGCCGAGGAGAGAGAAAAGACUUACAGGAGGUGGAGUUCUGAAGGACGAGGUGGAAGAAGAGGCCACGAUGCUCCCAUGAUUGCAUAUGAUGCUCUUUUAGGAUGUGGUGGUGACUGGACAGAACUUUGCAACCGAGCAAUGUUCCAUGGGGGUGAGAGUGCAGCCACUGGAUCUAUUGCCGGCUGCUUGUAUGGAUUGCUUUACGGCCUGAACAAGGUUCCCAAAGGCUUGUACCAGGAUCUUGAACUGAGGGAGAGGCUAGAAUACUUGGGCGAGUCUCUUUACCGACGAUCCACAGAGGAAAAGUAAAGCAGUUUCUGCCAUUUUUCUCUUUCUAUACAGACUCUGUCAAACACUGUAGAUAACUGACUAAUUAUAAUAACACUGUUCUAGGCUGGUGAGGUUUAGUUCUAAAAGGCUAUGUGUAUAAGUGCGGUUAGCUGAGUCAUUCAGGAGUAACUGGACACUGUAAAUGUUCAGUUUUUCAUAGACACAGGGACUUUGAGUAUCGAACUUGCUCUUAAAGUACAAUUCAGGUCAGUGAGAUUAUUUUAAAUAAAAAAUAUAUAAAUAACUAAACCCCUCUUAUUAUCAAAAUUCUGCCUACCUUGCUAAUGCCACCCCUAAACGCUAUUAUCAGUAGUCUCUUGUACACAUAUAUAAUUAAUUUUCAAAACUAAUGCUUUUUUGCCGAACUAAUAGUAUGAUCCUUUUGUGAGGAUGUUUAGUUCUCUGUAGAUUUUAAACUUUUGACAAUUCUUCCACCUCCAUCUUUCCUCCUCCUCACAUCUAAUGUCUCUGUAAUAUUUGCAACCCUAAUGUGUCACAGAUUAUUCAUUAAUGAAAUGUUAACCCUUUGUCAGCACUAUGGUGUAUAUGUAUUGUUAUGUGAGAAGCUUCCAGAAAGGAAAGGCCAACACUAGCAACACUUCCAAGGUACAGCGAAGCAUUAUUGUGUUUAACAUUUCUGCAUUAUUAUGUUUUUUUUUCACUCUAGACUCUUCAAAACUCUUUAAAAAAGUUAACUGGCUGA
Molecule: messenger RNA, 1888 nt
Organism: Trachemys scripta elegans
Lineage: Eukaryota; Metazoa; Chordata; Testudines; Emydidae
Gene: ADPRHL1
Product: ADP-ribosylhydrolase like 1
Exons: 7
Coding region: 100-1164 (354 amino acids)
Biological process (GO): protein de-ADP-ribosylation
Molecular function (GO): magnesium ion binding; ADP-ribosylarginine-[protein] hydrolase activity
Source: RefSeq, a predicted model, not a curated record